Messenger RNA from Symbiodinium necroappetens, 531 nucleotides. Lineage: Eukaryota; Dinophyceae; Suessiales; Symbiodiniaceae. The record is from the annotation of a GenBank genome assembly.
AUGGAUAUGCCGGCGUCGAGGACUCGCGAAGUCCUGGGCGAGAAGGGCCGACGCAUUCGAGAGCUGACGGCCCUGGUGCAGAAGCGUUUCGGUUUCCCGGAGAACAGCGUGGAGCUCUUCGCCGAGCGCGUCGAGAAUCGCGCAAGCUGUGCCAUGGCCCAGUGCGAGUCUCUCCGCUUCAAGCUGAUCGGCGGCCUGGCCGUGCGCCGCGCGUGCUAUGGGGUCCUCAGGUUCAUCAUGGAGAACGGUGCCAAGGGCGUGGAGGUCAUCAUCAGCGGCAAGCUCCGGGCACAGCGUGCGAAGGCCAUGAAAUUCAGGCAGGGCUAUCUCAUCUCCACCGGCGAGCCCAAGAGGCACUACAUCUCUGAGGCAGUGCGUCACGUGCAGAUGCGACAGGGCACGAUCGGUAUCAAGGUGAAGAUCAUGAUGUCCCACGACCCCGAGGGCAAGAUGGGCCCCAAGAUGCAACUGCCCGACAACGUCAUCGUGCAUGAGCCGAAGGAGGAGGCACCUCCCAUGAUGCCAGCAGAG